Messenger RNA from Gymnogyps californianus (California condor), 6789 nucleotides. It is a transcript of the gene MUC6, whose product is annotated as mucin 6, oligomeric mucus/gel-forming. Gene Ontology annotation, molecular function: protein binding. The record is from RefSeq and is a predicted model, not a curated record. The coding region runs from base 1 to 6789 and encodes 2262 amino acids. NCBI's taxonomy places the organism in Eukaryota, Metazoa, Chordata, Aves, Accipitriformes, Cathartidae. The transcript is spliced from 38 exons. Gene Ontology annotation, cellular component: extracellular matrix.
AUGUUUCCGACAGUAAUACUGCUCAUCUUCUGCAGUUUUCUGCAAUCUGCCGCUUUUGAAGGAAGUUAUUGGUCCCACUUUUUUCUCCAAAACCAGAAAGAAUCUCUGCAAAGAAUUUUGAGCAAGGAUUCCUGUUCUACGUGGGGUGGAGGGCAUUUUUCAACCUUUGAUAAAUACCAGUAUGACUUCACUGGGACCUGCAACUAUAUCUUUGCAACUGUAUGUGAUGAAAUCAGCCCAGACUUCAACAUUCAGUUCCGCCGUGGGCUGGACAAAAAAAUUGCAAGGAUCAUUAUUGAGCUGGGACCUUCUGUUGUCAUUGUUGAGAAAGGCAGCAUUUCUGUCAGGAGUGUUGGUGUCAUUAAGUUGCCUUACACCAGCAAUGGAAUUCAAAUAGCACCUUAUGGACACAACAUUCGUCUGGUGGCCAAGCUGAUGGAGAUGGAGCUAGUUGUCAUGUGGAACAAUGAUGACUAUCUCAUGGUUUUGACUGAAAAAAAAUACAUGGGGAAAACCUGUGGAAUGUGUGGAAAUUAUGAUGGUUAUGAAUUAAAUGAAUUUGUGAGUGAAGGUAAAUUGCUGGAUACAUAUAAAUUUGCUGCAUUACAAAAAAUGGAUGAUCCAUCAGAGAUCUGCCUGUCUGAGGAGAUAUCAAUUUCCACCAUUCCUCACAAAAAAUACGCCAUGAUCUGCUCUCAGCUACUUAACUUGGUGUCACCAACCUGCAGCGUGCCAAAGGAUGGGUUUGUCAUUCGUUGCCAGCUUGAUAUGCAGGACUGCAGUGAGCCAGGACAAAACAAUUGCACUUGUUCUACAUUGUCAGAGUAUUCAAGGCAAUGUGCUAUGUCCCAUCAAACAGUGUUCAACUGGAGAACUGAAAAAUUCUGCUCUGUGGGAAAAUGUUCUGCUAACCAAAUCUAUGAGGAAUGUGGUUCUCCAUGUAUUAAAACCUGUUCCAACCCAGAGUACAGCUGUUCCAGUCACUGUACCUAUGGUUGCUUUUGUCCAGAAGGAACUGUUCUUGAUGACAUCUCAAAGAAUCGAACAUGUGUUCACAUUAGGCAAUGUCCAUGUACACUGAAUGGGAAAAUAUAUGCUCCUGGUGAGACAAUGAAGGCAGCAUGUAGGACCUGUAAAUGUACGAUGGGUCAAUGGAACUGCAAAGACUUGCCCUGCCCUGGAAGAUGUUCACUGGAAGGAGGAUCCUUUGUUACCACGUUUGAUUCUAGAUCAUACCGGUUCCAUGGGGUUUGCACUUACGUACUUAUGAAGAGUUCCAGCCUGCCACACAAUGGAACCCUAAUGGCUGUAUAUGAAAAGUCUGGUUAUUCUCAUUCUGAGACAUCACUUAGUGCUGUAAUUUACCUAUCUACAAAGGACAAAAUCGUGAUUUCUCAGAAUGAACUACUUACUGAUGAUGAUGAACUUAAGCGGCUACCUUACAGAUCAGGAGACAUCACUAUUUUCAGACAGUCCUCGAUGUACAUUCAAAUGUAUACAGCCUUCGGGCUGGAACUUGUAGUGCAAACAUCACCUGUGUUCCAGGCCUAUGUGAAAGUUGGAUCACAAUUCAAAGGCAGAACCCUAGGUUUGUGUGGCAAUUACAAUGGAGACACUACAGAUGACUUCAUGACUAGCAUGGAUAUCACUGAAGGGACAGCCUCUCUGUUUGUAGAUUCCUGGAGGGCAGGAAAUUGCCAUCCUGCUUUAGAGAGAGAUACUGACCCUUGUGCUUUGAGUCAACUGAACAAAAUAUCUGCUGAGAGUCAUUGCUCCAUUCUUACCAAGAAGGGUACAGUGUUUGAGAAAUGCCAUGCUGUGGUGAACCCUAUUCCUUUCUACAAGAGAUGUGUCUACCAAGCCUGUAAUUACGAAGAGACCUUUCCUUAUAUUUGUUCUGCUCUGGGAUCAUAUGCACGAACAUGCAGUUCAAUGGGUUUAAUCCUUGAGAACUGGAGAAACAGUAUGGACAAUUGUACGAUUACUUGUACUGGCAAUCAAACAUUCAGCUACAACACUCAGGCAUGUGACAGGACAUGCUUGUCACUUUCCAACCGAGCCCUGGAAUGUCAUCCAACUGACAUCCCUGUUGAAGGCUGCCAUUGUCCUAAAGGAAUGUACUUGAACCACAAGAAUGAGUGUGUUCGUAAAUCUCAUUGUCCCUGCUAUUUAGAAGAUAGAAAGUACAUCUUGCCUGACCAGUCAACAAUAACUGGUGGGAUUACCUGCUACUGCGUUAAUGGGAGGCUAAGUUGCACAGGCAAACCUCAAAAUCCUGCCGAAAGUUGCAAAGCUCCUAAGAAAUAUGUAUCAUGUUCUGACAGUUUAGAAAACAAGUAUGGAGCUGCAUGUGCCCCUACCUGUCAGAUGCUGGCUACUGGAAUUGAAUGUAUACCCACUAAAUGUGAAUCAGGCUGUGUCUGUGCUCAUGGGCUAUAUGAAAAUCUCGAUGGCAGGUGUGUUCCAGCUGAGGAGUGUCCAUGUGAAUACGGUGGUCUUGCUUAUGGAAAAGGUGAACAGAUCCAAACCGAAUGCGAGAUCUGCACUUGCACAAAAGGCAAAUGGAAAUGUGUUCAGAAAUCAAAGUGUUCCUCAACGUGUAAUCUGUAUGGAGAAGGCCACAUCACCACUUUUGAUGGACAGCGUUUUGUGUUUGAUGGCAACUGUGAAUACAUAUUAGCUAUGGAUGGCUGCAGUGUUAAUAGACCUGUUUCCUCUUUCAAAAUUGUUACUGAGAACGUCAUCUGUGGGAAAUCAGGGGUUACAUGCUCCAGAUCCGUCAGUAUUUACCUUGGGAAUUUGACAUUCAUACUGCGAGAUGAAACCUUCACCAUUUCUGGGGAAAAUCCUGGAAUACAAUAUAAUGUGAAAACGAAUGCCCUUCACUUGAUGUUUGAUAUUAUUAUCCCAGGAAAAUACAACAUGACCCUUAUCUGGAAUAAGCACAUGAACUUCUUCAUCAAGAUCUCCAGAGAAACACAGGAAACUAUAUGCGGUUUGUGUGGGAACUAUAAUGGCAAUAUGAAGGAUGAUUUUGAAACUCGAAGCAAGUAUGUGGCAUCAAAUGAAUUGGAAUUUGUCAAUUCUUGGAAAGAGAACCCUCUCUGUGGGGAUGUAUACUUUGUAGUGGACCCCUGUAGCAAGAAUCCUUAUCGUAAAGCAUGGGCAGAAAAGACAUGUUCCGUCAUCAACAGCCAAGUCUUUUCUGCCUGUCACAACAAGGUGAAUCGUAUGCCCUAUUAUGAGGCCUGUGUUCGAGACUCUUGUGGUUGUGACAUUGGAGGGGACUGUGAAUGCAUGUGUAAUGCCAUUGCAGUAUAUGCCAUGGCAUGCUUAGAUAAAGGUAUCUGCAUUGACUGGAGGACACCUGAGUUCUGUCCUGUCUAUUGUGAGUAUUACAAUUCUCAUAAAAAAACAGGAAGUGGUGAUGCUUAUUCCUAUGGCUAUGACGACAACUGCACCUGGCAUUACAGGCCUUGUAAUUGUCCAAAUCAAAACUACAAAUAUGUCAACAUUGAAGGCUGUUACAACUGCUCUCAUGAUGAAUACUUUGACCAUGAGAAGGAAAGAUGCAUGCCAUGUGGAGAUGAAAGCACUAGUACCACACCUGAAACAUCCUCACCUUCAACAGUGACAACAGUGCAGCCUAAAGUAGCAAGAAGCUCUAUCACAAGUACCCUACCAACAGUACCUAGUAUUUCUUCUUCUGCAGCUACUGUAUCAACUGAGACUACAAAUCCAACAAUAACCUCAAAAAUCACAGUUCCAAAAACUUCAUCAGCAUCACCUCUUGUCACAAUAAAGUCAACAACUGAACAUACAACAUCAAUUUUUACUACAUCAAACAUGACUACAACCAUCACUACCCCUUCUAUAACGACCUCAACAAAAAGAACCAUGACCACUAAACCAAAGCCUACACCUGUUGCCUCAUCAACUGCUGCUUCAACAGAGAUGGAACAUUUAAGGUUCACCACACCACCCUUCAAGACCACUAUCAAAAAGGAAAUGACAACCACCUCAGUACUUACUCAAACCACAUCUCAGAUCACAACUUUCAGCAAGCCUAAACUAGCAACAGUAGCAAGGGAGCCAACCAGAGCUAAGACUCCAACUAGUAAAGUAGUAACAGCCUUCACCCACAAAAAGACAGCCACGCCACACCCUGUGCCGCCUCUCACCACGCAGAAGACCACCGCCACCACCUCCGCCAGCAGCACCUCCAAGACCUCUGUCUCCAGAGAGGCCAGCCCCGCUAGCAGCACAGAACUCCCUCUGACAACGACGUCUCCAACUCCCAGCUCUCCGCCUGCCCCCAGCAGCCCGCUCCGCACUCGGCUGCCAUCUGCCACCACUACCACAGCCUCCUCCACCUCGGCCCCAACCACCAGCCCCAAGCCUACGCCUACAACCCUAAGGCCCAAGCCCUCUUCCCCGACGACGACUGCUCCGACAGAGUCGCCCGCACCAGAGUCCUCCGCACCCUCCACAGCCAAAACCAGCCCGCUGCCGUCGCCUGCUUCUUCUCCCUCCUCAACUGUGUCCUCAACAUCGCUGAGCUCCUCACAGCCUCCCUUCACCCACAAAAAGACAGCCACGCCACACCCUGUGCCGCCUCUCACCACGCAGAAGACCACCGCCACCACCUCCGCCAGCAGCACCUCCAAGACCUCUGUCUCCAGAGAGGCCAGCCCCGCUAGCAGCACAGAACUCCCUCUGACAACGACGUCUCCAACUCCCAGCUCUCCGCCUGCCCCCAGCAGCCCGCUCCGCACUCGGCUGCCAUCUGCCACCACUACCACAGCCUCCUCCACCUCGGCCCCAACCACCAGCCCCAAGCCUACGCCUACAACCCUAAGGCCCAAGCCCUCUUCCCCGACGACGACUGCUCCGACAGAGUCGCCCGCACCAGAGUCCUCCGCACCCUCCACAGCCAAAACCAGCCCGCUGCCGUCGCCUGCUUCUUCUCCCUCCUCAACUGUGUCCUCAACAUCGCUGAGCUCCUCACACCCGGCAGCCUUCACCCACAAAAAGACAGCCACGCCACACCCUGUGCCGCCUCUCACCACGCAGAAGACCACCGCCACCACCUCCGCCAGCAGCACCUCCAAGACCUCUGUCUCCAGAGAGGCCAGCCCCGCUAGCAGCACAGAACUCCCUCUGACAACGACGUCUCCAACUCCCAGCUCUCCGCCUGCCCCCAGCAGCCCGCUCCGCACUCGGCUGCCAUCUGCCACCACUACCACAGCCUCCUCCACCUCGGCCCCAACCACCAGCCCCAAGCCUACGCCUACAACCCUAAGGCCCAAGCCCUCUUCCCCGACGACGACUGCUCCGACAGAGUCGCCCGCACCAGAGUCCUCCGCACCCUCCACAGCCAAAACCAGCCCGCUGCCGUCGCCUGCUUCUUCUCCCUCCUCAACUGUGUCCUCAACAUCGCUGAGCUCCUCACACCCGGCAGCCUUCACCCACAAAAAGACAGCCACGCCACACCCUGUGCCGCCUCUCACCACGCAGAAGACCACCGCCACCACCUCCGCCAGCAGCACCUCCAAGACCUCUGUCUCCAGAGAGGCCAGCCCCGCUAGCAGCACAGAACUCCCUCUGACAACGACGUCUCCAACUCCCAGCUCUCCGCCUGCCCCCAGCAGCCCGCUCCGCACUCGGCUGCCAUCUGCCACCACUACCACAGCCUCCUCCACCUCGGCCCCAACCACCAGCCCCAAGCCUACGCCUACAACCCUAAGGCCCAAGCCCUCUUCCCCGACGACGACUGCUCCGACAGAGUCGCCCGCACCAGAGUCCUCCGCACCCUCCACAGCCAAAACCAGCCCGCUGCCGUCGCCUGCUUCUUCUCCCUCCUCAACUGUGUCCUCAACAUCGCUGAGCUCCUCACACCCGGCAGCCUUCACCCACAAAAAGACAGCCACGCCACACCCUGUGCCGCCUCUCACCACGCAGAAGACCACCGCCACCACCUCCGCCAGCAGCACCUCCAAGACCUCUGUCUCCAGAGAGGCCAGCCCCGCUAGCAGCACAGAACUCCCUCUGACAACGACGUCUCCAACUCCCAGCUCUCCGCCUGCCCCCAGCAGCCCGCUCCGCACUCGGCUGCCAUCUGCCACCACUUCUACGUUUUCUUCUGCUUUGGCCCCAACUGCCAGCCCAAUGCCUACAGCUACGGCCAUCACUACUUCCACAGUUAGGUCUGCUGAGAGUACUACCUAUUUUUCCUCCGAAAACACCACAUUUACUCCACAUGGCAAAAUAUCUCCAUUAGUAGUUCCUACCAGUAUCUCUGCCAAGUCCACUCCAGUUUUGAUCCCAACUGUUUUAUCUACAAUUACUUUUGCUCCCAGUGUUAUUACUACUGCUUCCACAGAGUCAGUUGAAAGGACUUCUUUGCAAACAACAACAUUAGCCACUACCCGCACUACAUCAUCAUCUUCUUUCACCUCUAGACUUUCAACAUCCUUGUCUUCUGUUGUACCAUUAACAGUGCCACAAGACCAUUGUAGAGAACACAAGUAUGAAGAGAAAAUAACUUACAAAGGCUGUUCUACAAACGUCACUUUAAGCCGAUGUGAAGGAUCAUGUCCAUCUUCAACAAAGUUGAAUGUUGAGAAGAUGAUGGUCAACACCGUAUGCGGCUGCUGUAGGCCACUUCAACUUCUUAAGAAGGAAUUCCAACUACCAUGCCAAGACCCAGAUAACCCUGGAAAAAGGCUCAUUACAGAAAUAAUUGUAUUUAGCAGCUGUGUUUGUAACUUUGACAGUUGCAUACACUAG